Messenger RNA from Aspergillus alliaceus, 1636 nucleotides. Its product is annotated as major facilitator superfamily domain-containing protein. The transcript has 7 exons. The coding region runs from base 113 to 1636 and encodes 507 amino acids. Gene Ontology annotation, cellular component: plasma membrane. Gene Ontology annotation, biological process: tripeptide transport; allantoate transport; transmembrane transport. NCBI's taxonomy places the organism in Eukaryota, Fungi, Ascomycota, Eurotiomycetes, Eurotiales, Aspergillaceae. Gene Ontology annotation, molecular function: dipeptide transmembrane transporter activity; allantoate transmembrane transporter activity. The record is from RefSeq and is a predicted model, not a curated record.
UUAAGAAUCUCGCUGCUCUCAGCGUUUCUUUAACUUCGGAUUUUCUCCUGCCACUCUGCCUCUGGAACGAGCGUUGUAGCAGAGUCUUCUAUUUCUCAGCUGGACUGACUUGAUGGCCACCUCCGACUACAGCAACCUGAAGUCACCCGGGUCGGAGGACCAGGGCAGUCUCCCCAAGGGCCCCAGUGAAUUGGUGGAUGAGCAGCAGCCUCUGACGGCUAUGGAGGAGAAGGCUAUGAUCCGUCGUAUCGACCUUUGUCUGCUUCCUCUCAUGUUUGUAUCCUAUCUGCUGCAAUAUUUGGACAAAACAGCCAUGUCCUACACCUCCAUCCUGGGGCUUUUGCAAAGCACGCAUAUGGAUACGGAGAAGUAUUCAUGGGCCUCUAGUGCAUUUUACUUUGGUUACAUGGUUGCAUCCUAUCCUGUUUCCUUAGGGUUUGUCAAAUUUCCGAUCGGAAAGUAUCUCUCAAUCAUGAUGAUAAUUUGGGCAAUUAUCUUGACCUGCCAUGCAGCUGCCUCUAACUUCGCAGGCAUAACAGCUCUGCGUGUAUUGCUCGGCGUAUUCGAAAGCGCAAUCAGCCCGGGCUUCACCAUCGUGGUAGGAAUGUGGUAUACACCCUCCGAACACGCCUUGAGAAGCUGUAUCUGGUUCGCUGGAAACGGUGUAGCCUCGAUCUUCGGAGGAGUUCUCUCUUACGCAAUUGGGCACAUCCAUAAUCGCGUAGCCCCAUGGCAGUGGGUCUUCAUUAUCUUCGGAAUCAUCACCCUAGUCUGGUCGAUCUUCCUAUUCUUUGUCCUCCCAGACUCACCCCUGAACGCAAAAUUCCUCUCGCCAACCCAGCGCGGCCCAGCCUACCGCCGCGCCCAAGCCAGCCAACAAACCUAUCAAAGCCGUGAAUGGAAAAAAGACCAAUUCAUCGAAGCCCUCAUCGACCCAAAAACCUGGCUCCUCUUCAUCUACAACUUCCUCGUCUCCCUCCCCAACGGUGGCGUCACAAACUUCUCAAGCCUCGUAAUCGCCUCCUUCGGCUUCAACACGUUCGACACUCUCCUCUACACAAUCCCCAUGGCAGCAGUAGCUCUCGCCUUCCUCCUCGCCAGCGCCCUAACCUGCAACAGCUUCCGUGGCCUCCGCUGCUACUGGAUGAUCAUCACGCUCAUAGUAAGCCUAAUCGGCAUCCUGCUUAUGCGCCAACUCCCUGUCGAGAAGAAAUGGGGUCGGCUAGUGGGUGUCUGGCUGGUGACAGUCUUCGGGGCUGGAUUCCCCCUUAGUCUAAGUCUGGUAUCGAGUAAUUUUGCAGGCUUUACGAAGAAGAGUACCGUCACCGCGAUACUGUUUAUUGGAUAUUGUGUUGGGAAUAUUGCGGGUCCGCAGCUUUUCAAGAAGAAUGAGAAGCCGCAUUAUUAUACUGCUUUCGCGGCUAUUUUGGCGUGCUUUUGUAUUGCCAUUGUGGAUGUGACUUUGUUGAGGGUUUAUAUGGCUUGGGAGAAUGGGCGGAGGGAUCGGAAGCAGGGGAGGGUUAUUGAGCCUGAGACGAGUGAGGCAGAGGAUGUUGUGGAUGCUGGCGGUAAUGGUGAAAAGAGGGAUGGGGAUGUGUCGGAUUGGCAGAAUCAGAAUUUCCGGUUUUGUUUGUAG